CCGGCGGCUGGCUGCGGAGCCCGCGGCGGCGGCGAGUGGCCAGCCGAGCGUGUGGAGGGCGCGCCGGUGGCUAUGCUGCCUCCGUGAGGCGCGCCGAGGAGGUCUCGGCGCCUGAGUCCUCGGGAAGCGCGGAGACGCCGCGGGGCCGGAGUGCGGGUGUCUUCGAGCGCCCGCCGGGCCAUGGUGGCUGUAGACCGGGCUUGCCGCGGCAGCACUGCGGCCCGGGGUCGAGCCAGGCCGGCGCAGUCGCGGUGCUAACGCCCGCGGGGCCCUGACGCGGACAUGAAGCGGAGUCGCUGCCGCGAGCGGCCGCAGCCGCCGCCCGCCCGCCGGGAGGAUGCGGCUCCGCGGGCGACCGAGUUGCCCCAGCCGCAGCCCUUGCCCCCGCGCCGGCGAGCGCCGCCCGGGAGGCAGCGACUGGAGGAGCGGAGCAGGCCCGCGGGGCCCGACGGCAGGGAGCAGGAUGUGGUUACUGGACUUAGUCCCCUGCUCUUCAGGAAGCUUAGUAAUCCUGACAUAUUUUCACCUACUGGAAAAACUAAACUCCAUCGACAACUUAGUCAGGAUGACUGUAAAUUACGGAGAGGAAGCCUGGCCAGUUCUCUGUCAGGUAAGCAGCUGCUCCCUUUGUCCAGCAGUGUACACAGCAGUGUGGGACAGGUAACUUGGCAGUCUACAGGAGAAGCGUCAAACCUGGUUCGAAUGAGAAAUCAAUCCCUUGGACAGUCUGCACCUUCCCUUACUGCUGGUUUGAAGGAAUUGAGCCUUCCAAGGAGAGGCAGCUUUUGCCGGACAAGUAACCGCAAGAGCUUGAUUGUAACCUCUAGCACAUCACCUACACUACCACGACCACACUCCCCACUCCAUGGCCACACAGGUAACAGUCCCUUGGACAGCCCCCGAAAUUUCUCUCCAAAUGCUCCUGCUCAUUUUUCCUUUCUUCCUGCCCGUAGCCAUGGCCACAGAGCAGACAGGACUGAUGGACGGCGCUGGUCUUUGGCCUCUCUGCCUUCUUCGGGAUAUGGAACCAAUACUCCUAGCUCCACUGUUUCAUCAUCAUGCUCCUCACAAGAAAAGCUUCACCAGUUGCCUUUCCAGCCUACAGCUGAUGAGCUGCACUUUCUGACAAAGCAUUUUAGCACAGAGAGUGUACCAGAUGAGGAGGGACGGCAGUCUCCAGCUAUGCGGCCCCGCUCCCGCAGCCUCAGUCCUGGGCGGUCCCCAGUUUCUUUCGACAGUGAAAUAAUAAUGAUGAAUCAUGUGUACAAAGAAAGAUUCCCCAAGGCCACUGCACAAAUGGAAGAGCGCCUAGCCGAAUUCAUUUCCUGUAACACUCCAGACAAUGUGUUGCCCUUGGCAGAUGGUGCCCUGAGCUUUAUUCACCAUCAGGUGAUUGAGAUGGCCCGAGACUGCCUGGAUAAAUCUCGGAGUGGCCUCAUUACAUCACACUAUUUCUACGAACUUCAAGAGAAUUUGGAAAAGCUUCUGCAAGAUGCUCACGAGCGCUCAGAGAGUUCAGAUGUAUCCUUUGUGAUACAGCUGGUAAAAAAGUUGAUGAUUGUCAUUGCCCGCCCAGCUCGUCUCCUGGAAUGCCUGGAAUUUGACCCUGAAGAAUUCUAUCACCUGUUAGAAGCAGCUGAGGGUCAUGCCAAAGAGGGACAUGGAAUUAAAUGUGACAUUCCCCGCUACAUUGUUAGCCAGCUGGGCCUCACACGGGAUCCCUUAGAGGAGAUGGCCCAGCUGAGCAGCUAUGACAGUCCUGAUACUCCAGAGACAGAUGAUUCAGUGGAGGGUCGUGGGGCAUCUCUGCCAAGCAAAAAAACCCCCUCUGAAGAGGACUUUGAAACCAUUAAGCUCAUCAGCAAUGGCGCCUAUGGGGCCGUCUUUCUGGUGCGGCACAAGUCCACUCGACAACGCUUUGCUAUGAAGAAGAUUAAUAAGCAGAACCUGAUCCUGCGGAACCAGAUCCAACAAGCAUUUGUGGAGCGCGACAUACUGACAUUCGCUGAAAACCCCUUUGUGGUCAGCAUGUUCUGCUCCUUUGAGACCAAGCGUCACUUAUGCAUGGUGAUGGAAUAUGUUGAAGGGGGAGACUGUGCCACUCUGCUAAAGAACAUUGGGGCCCUGCCUGUGGACAUGGUGCGCCUGUACUUUGCAGAAACUGUGCUGGCUUUGGAAUACUUACACAACUAUGGCAUUGUGCACCGGGACCUCAAGCCUGACAACCUUCUGAUUACAUCAAUGGGGCACAUCAAACUUACUGACUUUGGACUUUCUAAAAUUGGCCUCAUGAGUUUGACAACCAACUUGUAUGAGGGCCACAUUGAAAAGGAUGCCCGGGAGUUCCUAGACAAGCAGGUAUGCGGGACCCCGGAAUACAUAGCACCUGAGGUGAUCCUGCGUCAGGGCUAUGGGAAGCCAGUGGACUGGUGGGCCAUGGGCAUAAUCCUGUAUGAGUUCCUGGUGGGUUGCGUCCCUUUCUUUGGAGACACUCCGGAGGAGCUCUUUGGGCAAGUGAUCAGUGAUGAGAUUGUGUGGCCUGAAGGUGAUGAUGCACUACCCCCAGAUGCCCAAGACCUCACUUCCAAACUGCUUCACCAGAACCCACUAGAAAGACUGGGCACAAGUAGUGCCUGUGAAGUGAAGCAGCACCCAUUCUUCAUGGGUCUGGACUGGACAGGACUUCUUCGCCAAAAGGCUGAAUUUAUACCUCAGCUGGAGUCAGAGGAUGACACCAGCUAUUUUGACACCCGUUCAGAACGAUACCACCAUGUAGACUCUGAGGAUGAAGAGGAAGUGAGUGAGGAUGGCUGCCUUGAGAUCCGCCAGUUUUCUUCCUGCUCUCCAAGGUUCAGCAAGGUUUACAGUAGCAUGGAACGGCUUUCCCUGCUUGAGGAACGCCGGACACCACCCCCAACCAAGCGCAGCCUGAGUGAGGAGAAGGAAGAUCGCUCAGAUGGCUUGACAGGGCUGAAGGGCAGAGAUCGCAGCUGGGUGAUUGGUUCCCCCGAGAUAUUACGGAAGCGGUUGUCUGUGUCUGAGUCAUCCCACACAGAGAGUGAUUCAAGUCCUCCAAUGACAGUGCGACACCGGUGUUCAGGCCUCCCUGAUGUGCCUCGUUGCCCUGAGGAGACCAGUAGCACCCCUCGGAGGCAACAACAGGAGGGUAUAUGGGUCCUCCUACCCCCAUCUGGAGAGGGGUCAUCUGGGGCUGUCACUGAACGACCAUUGGAGAGGCAGCUGAAGCUGGAUGAGGAGCUUCCUGGCCAAAGCAGUGAGUCUUGUCCAGCCACAGAGGCACGAGGCCAUGGGACCCCACAGCUGGCUGAGGAAGCUGCAGCCAAAGCCAUCAGCGACCUAGCUGUGCGCAGGGCUCGUCACCGGCUGCUCUCUGGGGACUCUAUAGAGAAACGCACCACUCGCCCUGUCAACAAAGUAAUCAAGUCUGCUUCAGCUACAGCCCUUUCCCUCCUCAUUCCUUCAGAACAUCACACCUGCUCUCCACUGGCCAGCCCCAUGUCUCCGCAUUCCCAGUCAUCUAAUCCGUCUUCCAGGGACUCUUCUCCAAGCAGGGACUUCUUGCCAGCUCUUGGCAGCUUGAGGCCUCCCAUCGUCAUCCACCGAGCUGGCAAGAAGUAUGGCUUCACCCUGAGGGCCAUUCGUGUCUACAUGGGUGACUCAGAUGUCUACACUGUACACCACAUGGUGUGGCAUGUGGAGGAUGGCGGUCCAGCCAGCGAGGCAGGACUUCGUCAGGGUGACCUCAUCACCCAUGUCAAUGGUGAGCCUGUGCAUGGGCUGGUCCAUACGGAAGUAGUGGAGCUGAUCCUGAAGAGUGGAAACAAGGUAUCAAUUUCAACAACUCCCUUGGAGAAUACGUCUAUCAAAGUGGGGCCAGCUCGGAAAGGCAGCUACAAAGCCAAAAUGGCCCGAAGGAGCAAACGGAGCAGGGGCAAGGAUGGGCAAGAAAGAAAAAGAAGCUCCCUCUUCCGGAAGAUCACUAAGCAGGCCUCUUUGCUGCACACCAGCCGCAGCCUUUCUUCCCUUAACCGCUCCUUGUCAUCAGGAGAGAGUGGUCCAGGGUCUCCAACACACAGCCACAGCCUCUCUCCCCGUUCCCCUCCUCAGGGCUACCGGAUAGCCCCUGAUGCAGUGCACUCAGUGGGAGGGAAUUCAUCGCAGAGCAGCUCUCCCAGCUCCAGUGUACCCAGUUCCCCUGCUGGCUCUGGACAUACACGGCCCAGCUCCCUACAUGGUCUAGCACCCAAGCUCCAACGCCAAUACCGCUCUCCACGGCGCAAGUCAGCAGGCAGCAUCCCACUGUCACCACUGGCCCACACCCCUUCUCCACCAGCAGCAGCCGCUUCGCCUCAGCGUUCCCCAUCGCCUUUGUCUGGACACGGAGCCCAGGCCUUUCCUACCAAACUUCACUUGUCUCCUCCACUAGGUAGGCAGCUCUCUCGGCCCAAGAGUGCAGAGCCACCCCGCUCUCCACUGCUUAAAAGGGUGCAGUCUGCUGAAAAGCUGGCAGCUGCACUGGCAGCAUCUGAGAAAAAAUUAGCCCCUUCCCGCAAGCAUAGUCUUGACCUAACCCACGGCGAACUAAAGAAGGAACUGCCACCCAGGGAGGUCAGCCCUCUGGAGGUGGUUGGAACUAGAAGUGUGCUCUCCGGGAAAGGGCCACUUCCAGGAAAAGGGAUGCUGCAGCCUGCUCCUUCAAGGGCCCUUGGGACCCUCCGGCAGGAUCGAGCUGAACGCCGAGAGUCACUGCAAAAACAAGAAGCUAUCCGGGAAGUAGACUCCUCAGAAGAUGACUCUGAUGAGGAGCCUGAGAACAGCCAGGCCACACAAGAGCCAAGAUUGGCUCCCCAACCAGAAGCAGGCCAGAAUGUACCCCCUAAAGUUUCAGGAGAGGGUAGGGAAGAGGACACUUUCUUGCACAGGAAUCUAAAGAACGAAGGUCCUGUACUCUCAGGCCUAUUGACAGGGGUCAUACUAGGUUCCCCCCAAAUAGAAGUUCCUGGGCUCUCUCAGAGGAGGCUCUGGAGGCCACAAGCCUUUGAGGAAGCUACCAGUUCUUUAGAAGCCUCCAGCCUGAGUAGGUCUGGGCCCGCAAGCCCCACCUCCUCUGAAGGCUGCUGGAAAGCCCAGCACCUCCACACACAGGCACUAGCUGCACUUUGUCCCAGCUCUGCAGAACUUGCCUCUACUAGUUGCUCUGCCACCUCCACCUCUGGAAAGCCAGGACCAUGGUCCUGGAAAUUCCUUAUUGAAGGUCCAGACAGAGCAUCCCCAGAUAAGAAGAUAACAAGGAUAGGUGAGCCAGCUAACUCCCAAGAUUUGGAAACCACAGUUCCAACUCUUCCUAAGAACCUGUCUCCUAAGCAAGAGAAGUCACAGUCACUCGGUGUCCCUGGGCUGACCUAUCCACUUCAUGAGGUCCCCAGCCAAAACUGGCUAUGGGAGUCUAAAUGUGAACAAGUGGAGAAAGAGGAGCCAGUCCUGAGCAUUAUGGAAGUGCCUGAUGCCUCAGGCGACAGGAGGCAGGACAUUCCAUGCAGAACCUACCCCCUCAGCCCAGAAACUGGGCCCAGCCUGCUCUGGAAAAGCCAAGAACCUGGGGGCCAACAAAAGCAUCAGAACUUGGCACUGGCAUCAGAUGAACUUUUAAAGCCAACAUAGCAGUUGGGUUUGCUUUCCUUGCACUCACCUGUGUAAUACAUCCUCCUGAAAACUAUCCUGGCCUUUGUUUGCUUCUUUCUAUUGGUCAUUGUACACAGGACUCUAGGUCUGGGGCCUGUUGCUCCUGGGAUUAUAAUGAUUAAAUUUUUACUCUCGGGAAGAGAACCCAUUCCAGCUGCAUUUCUUGGAUCAUCUAGGAGCUGAGAGUAGGAAGUGACUCAGGAAAGAGUGGACAGAAUGUAGUACACACAAUAUACCUACUAUGUUCAAAGAACCCAAAACAACUCAAAGUGAAACAAGGUUUACCAUCCUUCUGCAUAGCCAGCCAUCAGUGUACAUGACAAUGAGCAGAGCAGGGCCAGCCU
Chionomys nivalis (European snow vole) is the source of this 6047-nucleotide messenger RNA. RefSeq names its product microtubule associated serine/threonine kinase 2 (gene Mast2). The record is from RefSeq and is a predicted model, not a curated record. The transcript has 30 exons. Gene Ontology annotation, molecular function: magnesium ion binding; microtubule binding; protein serine/threonine kinase activity. Gene Ontology annotation, biological process: intracellular signal transduction; peptidyl-serine phosphorylation. The coding region runs from base 283 to 5682 and encodes 1799 amino acids. Gene Ontology annotation, cellular component: microtubule cytoskeleton. NCBI's taxonomy places the organism in Eukaryota, Metazoa, Chordata, Mammalia, Rodentia, Cricetidae.